GGCUUCUGAGAUGGGGCCCCCUAAAAGUCUGGACCUCUAACAGGGUAUAAGAGAAGAGAGAGAAGGUAGGGACCGAUAUACUUCCCUGAAGCUACUGUCAUCAGCCCUGGAAAAGAUUCCAGAGAAAGAAGUGAUAGUGAGGACAAGAGGCCAGAACUGACUUUCUCUCUGCAGUAAAAUCAAGAGAAGGGACCCUGGUACCAACAGCAAGAGAGAAAGCAGCUAGCCAACACCGAAACACCUUGGAUAAAAGAAAAAGUCCAACUUGAUUUUGUUCUGGACCAAGAUGGAUCAAGAUUCCCCUGCUAAGUCCAGAGAACAAAAGGUCUCCAGCCAAAGAACAAGGUGGAAAAUACUCCUGCUCAUACUCUGCCUGCUCCACGGUUCAUCCAUGACCUCUCCACACAGAAGACCCCAUUCUGGAGAGCUUCAGGCUGGCUCUUCCCCUUCCAGGACCCCUCUCUGCACUAUGGAAGCACACAGGGCUCCAACACCCCCUUGCUGCUGGAAAAACUCCCUUACAGGUGCAAAUGCACUGAGAGGCCCAAGGCUGGUAUCUGGGGAGCCUGGAGGAGCUGUCACCAUCCAUUGCCAUUAUGCCCCCUCCUCUGUCAACAGGCAUCAAAGAAAAUACUGGUGCCGCCUGGCGCCUCCGUUGUGGACCUGCUACACCGUCGUGUCCACCAACCACUACACCCACCGUGACUACAGGGGGCGCGUGGCUCUCACUGACUUUCCACAGAGUGCUCUGUUCAUGGUGAAGCUGUUCCGACUGUCCCCGAAUGACACGGGACUUUACCGCUGUGGUAUAGGGGACCGAAACGACAAGCUAUUCUUCAGGAUGAAUCUGAUUGUGUCUCCAGGUCCUUCCAACACCACCUAUGCAGCAGCUUCAGCUUCUGGUGAGCUCAUCACAGCAUCUUCUGGGAUAGGAUCCACAGCAGCCAACAGAAGCACCCCAGGAGUCACCCAGAUUCCAGAAGGCCAAGUCUCAGAACCAGACAGAACAGCUCCAACUACAGCCAACAGAAGCACCCCAGGGGUCACCCAGAUUCUAGAAGGCCAAGGCUCAGAACCAGACAAAACAGCUCCAACUACAGGCAACAGAAGCACCCCAGGAGCCACCCAGAUUCUAGAAGGCCAAGGCUCAGAAUCAGACAGAACAGCCCCAAGUACAGCCAACAGAAAGACCCCAGGGGUCACCCAGAUUCUAGAAGGCCAAGGCUCAGAAUGGGGCAGAAUAGACCCAACCACAGCCAACAGAUGGACUCUAGGGGUCACCCAGAUUCUAGAAGGCCAAGGCUCAGAACCCGGUAGAACAGCCCAAACUACAGCCAACAGACAGACUUUAGGAGUCACCCAGAUUCUAGAAGGUCGAGGAUCAGCAUGGGACAGAACAGUUCCAACUACAAGAAUAAGCAAAACUACAGUUUCAGCCAAUGGAAGAUCAACCCCAAGAAUAGCCAAGACAACAGUUCCAGGGAAAAGCAACAGAGAGGAGGGCUCUAUCAAGGCAACAUUCCCCACUCCAGAGAGUCCAGCUUCAAAAUCAAGAAGCAUGUUCAAUACAACACAGGGUGCUUGGAUAUUGGGUGCUAGAAACUCAGUAACAACUAGUGCCAGCACCAGCAAGGGUGGGAGGACAGGUACAGUUACAGAGGCUGAAGGACCACAGGAGGAAACAGAGGUCAGCGUAUCUCCAGGAGCACCCGGAAAGAUCACAGGAACCACCCGGCCAUCAGUCCUGAUCUCAGAGCCUGUGACUUGGGAAACUCUCCAAGAAGCAACAGAGGACAAUUUGUCUAAGCGACGAUUGUUGUACUCCGCAGAAGAGGCAUCCCCAGAUCCAAGUGCAUGGACUUUGAAUGCUACACAUAUGCAAGUGGCAUCUGGAAGCAUUGGUAGAACCCUAGAAAACACUGCUGGAGAAAGUAGCCCCCCAACACCAAGCAGACUUUCAUCUGGGGGCCCGAUGUGGACCCCUGGCAAGAGAUCAUCAAUGAAGAGUGUUUUUACAGAAGGAGAAAGCAACACUUGGAUCCUGACUCCAGUUUCCAGUGUGCUGGCGCUGGUUCUGCUUGCGGCUCUGGUCCUCUUGAAAAGGAGACCCUGGAGGACCUCUCAGAAGACAGAAAGGUCACCAAGGAUCACUCUGAUUCAGAUGACACAUUUCCUACCAGACAAGCUCUCCGAUGUGGGAAAGAGCUUGCAGCAAGGUGACCCUCCUGCCCAAGCCAGCCUGACUGUCCUAAAGAAGGACUCAGGACCCUGAGGAUGGAAAGAUAAACAGCUCAGUCACCAUGGAAGGAGAACCAAGACCAGCUAUCUCCAUGGCUUCUUCACCCCUUUCUCACCUUCAGCCACACGAGCUGACUAAGCUCAGCCACUGAGGAUGCCAGCUCGGGCCUCAGAGGGUCAGGCACUCUCCGCAGCCAAAGGUGACAGACGGUACAUGGACUCAAAGAAGGCUUCAAGAAAGGGCUUUAUGGUAUGGCUGUUUUUCAACUGCCUAUUUUUUUUU
Messenger RNA from Alexandromys fortis (reed vole), 2521 nucleotides. It is a transcript of the gene Fcamr, whose product is annotated as Fc alpha and mu receptor. The transcript is spliced from 8 exons. NCBI's taxonomy places the organism in Eukaryota, Metazoa, Chordata, Mammalia, Rodentia, Cricetidae. Gene Ontology annotation, molecular function: transmembrane signaling receptor activity. The coding region runs from base 287 to 2272 and encodes 661 amino acids. Gene Ontology annotation, cellular component: plasma membrane. The record is from RefSeq and is a predicted model, not a curated record.